AUGGCGAAGUUGGCCUGCGUCACCGGCGGCAAUGGCUUCGUCGGAUCAUCGCUUGUCAAGCUGCUGCUUCAGAGAGGCUACCGCGUCCGUGCGACCUCCAGAAACCCUGGUUCGUCUCCUUCCCUCCUUCCCUCCUCCCCAGAGAGAGAGAGAGAGAGAGAGAGAGAUGGGUUUCUCUGUCGUCGUUUCUGAGAGUAUCUCAAUCUGUUUUCUGGUAGAGGCCACGUCAAAGCUGGAGUACAUGAGGGCACUGAAGGAGCUGGGGGACCUGGAGAUCUUCGCCGGGGACCUGAUGGUUCCCGGCAGCUUUGACCAGGCGGUGGCCUCCUGCGAUUACGUCUUCCACGUCGCCUGCCCGGUCAACCUCGAGGACGAGGACCCCGAGGUAUUCGACGAAAUGCCUGCGCGGAGCCAUUGACCCCGACCCUCAUGGAUUUCUUUCUCCUCGCUGCGCAGAACAACCUGAGACUGCCGGCGGUGGUAGGAACGUUGAACUUGUUGACUUCGUGUGCCAAGGCGGGGACGGUGAAGCGGGUCGUGUUGACUUCGUCGGGGGCGGCGGUCUCCGUCAACCGGCUACGGGAAAGCGGCCUCGUGAUGGACGAGACGGCGUGGUCAGACGUCGAUUACCUGAAGGCAGAGAAGCCACCGACGUGGGUACGCAUUGGAGAGAGAACCCUCGCCGGAUACUCCAUUGCUAGGGUUUUUGGUCUCUGGGUUUUGCAGGAAUACCCGGUGGGGAAGAAGAACCCUCGCCGGCGGUCAAGUUCUCCCAAAAGCACUCCAUUAUUAGGGUUUCAGAUGUUUUGGUUCUGCAGGGAUACCUGGUGGGGAAGACGGAGGCGGAGAUGGCGGCGUGGAAGUUCGCAGAGGAAAACAAGCUCGACCUCGUCGCCGUUAACCCGGUGCUCAUCGUCGGCCCUUCUCUCGUCCCAGACCCUCCUCCCAGUGUCCGGGUUGCUCUCUCCUACCUCUCUGGUCUGCAUCUCUCUCUCUCUCUCUCUCUCUCGCCCUCUCUCUCGCCCUCUCUCUGGAGGCCUGAACCAGGGUGAUGCAGGAGACGAGAGGCUUCAAGGUCCGCUGAAGAUCAUGCAGUCUGUCUCCGGCUCCGUCUCUCUUGUGCACUUAGAGGACGUUUGCCGGGCCCAGGUCCACCUGGCCGAGUCGGAGAACGCGUCGGGGCGCUACAUCCUAAGUCCGAUCAACACGGGAGUUGCAGAGCUCGCCGAGUUCCUCGCGACUCGGUACGAGCUGCCCGAGUUCCCCCGCAUCACCGCCUAUCCCGACGGCGCACCGCCGAGGCCGAAGCUGGUUCUCUCCUCCGCCAAACUCGUCGGAGAAGGCUUCCAGUUCAAAUACGGGAAUCUUGAAGACGCCUACGACGACCUCAUCAAGUACGGCUAUGCGGUGGGGCUCCUGGCGCCGGUGGGGGUGAAAUACAGCUUAAAGACACCAGUGGCGGCUGUGAAAUGA
Spirodela intermedia is the source of this 1473-nucleotide messenger RNA. Lineage: Eukaryota; Viridiplantae; Streptophyta; Magnoliopsida; Alismatales; Araceae. The record is from the annotation of a GenBank genome assembly.